GCUUUAUCACACCCCUGUGUGCAGAUGUCUAUAUCAGCAUGCUAACAUUAGCUUUAGCAGCCUAAUAAUUAGCGCUACUCAUCUCAGCUCUGAUGUGCCUCAUGUGUAACAGACGCUUCCUCUGUGAAGAUGUGUGAGGCCUGAAAGCUUCUUGAAACAAGAUCUUUUUUCAGAGGCUUAAAAUAUCCAUUGAGUGUCGAGUUGUAGUUGAGUUGAGAUUUCGAGCUGCCUUUGUGUGUUCCAUUCAGUGCCGAUGCUCUGUGUAUUUAGUUUAUUCCCACAUAUUUGUGACUUUGUGGUGCAUAAAAAUGCUCUUCAGGUUAACUAUAAGUGAAGAAAUCCUAUUUCUCAGGAAUAGUGUUGUAAAGAUUGCAGAACUUUCGGGUUUGCAGUGUUAACUUUUGUGUUGUAUUUAUUGUAGUGACCAGCCAGGGUGAGUGUGUGUGUGUGUGUGUGUGUGUGUGUGUGUGUGUGUGCGCGCGUGUGCGUGCGUGCAUGUGCACACGUGUGUGGGGGGGUUGGUGGGUGGCAGAUCAGUCUUUUCUCACCCCUCCCACUCACUCUCUGUCAGGUUCUGUGGCUCAAUUCACUCAUCCACCUCUUUUCACUGCGACAGCCUCUUAGCUUUUAGGUGCACUUGAUUUCUCCCAAGUGGAAUUUUUUAUGCCAACCUUUUUACUUAUUGUGUGCCCUCCAUAUGAGGCAGUCAAUCUAUAUUCCCCAGACUUUACAUUCUAUAAUGCUAUUCUGUCAUCCUCGGCCAAGUCUCUCACCACCUCAGCCCUUGAUACAAAGAUGGAUGAAAGCACUUUGGGCCCAUGAAGGUAUUCACAGGAUUUUGAUCCAUCCGAUGGUGAAAUACUGCUCAGGAUGAUGAAGGAUCUCUGAGGAACAACCUUAGUUACACUUGAAGAUUGCUCGUUCUCGAUCCCUUCCUCAAUGGGCUCCAGCAGCCACGGUUUCUUCCACCACCAUCACCACCAACAGCACCAUCACCGCAGCUCCACGAUGCCCAGUCCGGCUGUGCCCAGACUGAUGGCUGAGCCGGGCAGCCUGCUUGGUGGCAUUGCCCAAAUCACUCCCACACUGUUCCUCAGUCGCGGUGCCGUAGCAUCCAAUCGUGGCCUGCUGCUGUCCAAGGGAAUUACAUGCGUAGUGAAUGCCACCAUUGAGCUGCCAAAUUUCAACUGGCCAAAUGUGGAGUACGUAAAGGUUCCACUGGCAGAUGCACCACACUCACCUAUAGCACUGUACUUUGACAGCAUAGCAGACAAGAUCCACAGUGUUGGGCAGAAGCGUGGAGCUGUGCUGGUGCACUGCGCCGCUGGUGUGAGCCGCUCAGCCUCACUCUGCCUUGCCUACCUCAUGAAGUAUCAUGGAGUGUCACUAGCUGAAGCACACGCCUGGGUAAAGGCCCGACGGCCUGUCAUUCGGCCCAAUGGUGGGUUCUGGCGCCAGCUUAUUGACUACGAGCGCAAACUCUUUGGCAAGACCUCAGUGAAGAUGGUUCAGACGCCGUAUGGGGUCAUUCCCGAUGUUUAUGAGCGUGAUCGUAGGAACCUGGCACCUUACUGGGGCCUGUAAAGAAAGCAGUGGGGGCUUUUUCAGGAGACAGAGGAAAAAUGGAAGGUGAGCAGAUCUGAUCAGUGAACUUUGGUGAUUGGUGACUCGCCCAGUAUCCAGCCACAAAAUGCUGCCGAUGAUUCCCAAGCACUGAGCCAAAUGUCACUGUUGAGUGUUGAACACUGAGACAGAUAUCAAUGCGUUUUUUUCCAGUGGUGAGAGGGAGGAAGACAGACCAAGUUGAGAUUCCAGGUGACAUCAGCAGAGACAGACCCUGAGCUAUUCUUGAUUAGGAAGAUGAACUGGAAAUGGGAUGCUGAAGUCAAAGCCUUUAGGGUACUGUAAGAAGGCAACGCAGGUUCUUAAACUGCUCGAUAGUGUGAUGACUCGCCAGUCCUGCAGACAUCUGUUUUUCUGAGGCAGCAAUCUGUUCUUGAUUACUGGUAGCGUUUUCAAGCAUAUUCUUGAAUAGGACAGGUUACUGAAAAUAACUAAAAGCCUCAAUGAGUUGGAAUAGGUUAAAUGUUGAACUAGGGGUUUAUUUAAUGAACAUAACCCAACUAAUUAAAUAUUAGGCUCAUUAUAUAAAUAACAUUUUGGCUACAAUAACAUUUUGGCUAUUUAUUAAAGCCAUAAAGAAUUUUAUUCCUGAAUUUUCCACUGACACAUUAGGUCCAAGUUAAGAUUGUUUAUAGGCUACUUGUUUUUGAGUUGAGGUUUGGAUUAAACCCAUUUAAGUGCCCAGUCAAACCAGUCAAAACAGCUAUAAGAACUCAAUAAUAAAUGUAACAACUUCGAUGAUGGUGGGUUGUGUCAUGUUGUGUCUUGACUGUAACAAAUUUAAAAAAUCACAGACCCCACUUUGACAACAGCUGCAUAAACUAGAAGAACAACUAAAAAAGACCAAUCUGGUUUAUUAAAUGAUUUUGGAGAGACUAAAUAAGCAUCAUCAUGGAUAAGAGAGUUUUGGGAAUUGGAAAAAUGGUGCUGCUAAAGAAAAGACAUUUGGGAGCUGUGUUGUUGUUUUGGCAUAUUUCAAAUAGUUCAAAUAAUAAAGUCUUUUUUUUCA
This is a messenger RNA of Pangasianodon hypophthalmus (striped catfish), 2632 nucleotides long. It is a transcript of the gene dusp14, whose product is annotated as dual specificity phosphatase 14. Bases 940 to 1584 code for a protein of 214 amino acids. Gene Ontology annotation, biological process: protein dephosphorylation. Gene Ontology annotation, cellular component: cytoplasm. NCBI's taxonomy places the organism in Eukaryota, Metazoa, Chordata, Actinopteri, Siluriformes, Pangasiidae. The transcript has 2 exons. The record is from RefSeq and is a predicted model, not a curated record. Gene Ontology annotation, molecular function: MAP kinase tyrosine/serine/threonine phosphatase activity.